Molecule: messenger RNA, 939 nt
Organism: Nanorana parkeri
Lineage: Eukaryota; Metazoa; Chordata; Amphibia; Anura; Dicroglossidae
Product: olfactory receptor 6N2-like
Exons: 1
Coding region: 1-939 (312 amino acids)
Biological process (GO): G protein-coupled receptor signaling pathway
Cellular component (GO): membrane
Molecular function (GO): G protein-coupled receptor activity; olfactory receptor activity
Source: RefSeq, a predicted model, not a curated record
AUGGAGCUUUCAAACCAAUCUCUUGUUGCACAGUUUAUCAUUGUAGGCUUUCCUGAUGUUGGUGGAUAUGCGGCCUUGUUGUUUCUCCUUCUGCUUAUCAGCUACAUUUUUACUCUAAGUGGCAAUGUUACAAUAAUAACCCUUAUCGGCACUCAUCGUCAGCUUCAUGUUCCUCUUUAUAUUUUUGUUGCUAUACUCUCCUUCUUGGAAAUGUGGUACACCACUGUUACUAUACCGAAAAUGUUGACAAAUUUGGUAAAUGUUAAGGUCAUUUCUUAUACUGGCUGUUUAUUGCAAAUCUACUUUUUUCAUAGCCUUGGUAUUACAGAAGCCUAUCUUUUAACAGCAAUGGCUUUUGACCGCUACAUGGCCAUAUGCAACCCUUUACGGUACCCAUCCAUAAUGACUAUUGUGUGUUGUUUUCAAUUGGCAGCUUGCUGUUGGGUUAUUGGCUUCAUUGGACCCUUAACUCAAAUUAUUUUGCUGUCCCAUCUUUUGUUCUGUCAUUCAAACCUAGUUAAACAUAUCUUCUGUGACUUCACUCCACUUAUGAAUUUGGCCUGUUCAGACACGUCACUUAACAUCAAAGUUGACUUUGUAAUCAAUUUCUUUAUUAUUUUUGUUUCUUUCACUUGUAUUCUUUUGUCCUAUUUGAAAAUAAUUUCGACUGUGUUAAAAAUAAAGACAGCAGAGGGCAGGAAAAAGGCAUUUUCUACAUGUGGAGCCCAUCUGACAGUUGUCUUUCUUUUUUUUGGAAGUGUGUGCUUUAUGUAUGUUAGGCCAAUCAAAACAAACUCUGCAAGCUAUGAUCGCAUAAUGGCUGUGAUUUACUCGGUUUUAACGCCAAUGUUAAAUCCAGUAAUUUAUAGCCUAAGGAAUCAAGAAAUUAGACGAGUACUGAAGAAGAAAUUUGCAGAAUUAUUUAAAGAUCUUGUUUAA